Messenger RNA from Acomys russatus (golden spiny mouse), 617 nucleotides. It is a transcript of the gene Rnf7, whose product is annotated as ring finger protein 7. NCBI's taxonomy places the organism in Eukaryota, Metazoa, Chordata, Mammalia, Rodentia, Muridae. Gene Ontology annotation, cellular component: nucleus; Cul5-RING ubiquitin ligase complex. The transcript is spliced from 3 exons. The record is from RefSeq and is a predicted model, not a curated record. Gene Ontology annotation, biological process: ubiquitin-dependent protein catabolic process; protein ubiquitination. Gene Ontology annotation, molecular function: ubiquitin protein ligase activity; zinc ion binding; cullin family protein binding. Bases 39 to 380 code for a protein of 113 amino acids.
CACGCCCAACGUCCGCGUCGCCGUUCUGCGCCGCCGCCAUGGCCGACGUGGAGGACGGCGAGGAGCCCUGCGUCCUGUCCUCGCACUCCGGGAGCGCAGGCUCCAAGUCGGGAGGCGACAAGAUGUUCUCCCUUAAGAAGUGGAACGCGGUAGCCAUGUGGAGCUGGGACGUCGAAUGCGAUACCUGCGCCAUCUGCAGGGUCCAGGUGAUGGAUGCCUGUCUUAGAUGUCAAGCUGAAAAUAAACAAGAGGACUGUGUUGUGGUCUGGGGAGAAUGUAACCACUCCUUCCACAACUGCUGCAUGUCGCUGUGGGUGAAACAGAACAAUCGCUGCCCUCUCUGCCAGCAGGACUGGGUGGUCCAGAGAAUCGGCAAGUGAGCCAUAGUGGAAGGAGCUCCUGCUGUGGUUGGCAACCCUGGACGAUCUUGCCGUCAUGUUACGAGAGAAAGACUAGACUCUCCAGUGAAUUCAUUCAUUCUUCAGAUAGAACAGAUGACGUGCGGUCCUUGGAGACUCAUCCAAGGCGUGGUUUAGUGUUUUGUCUGUUUAAUUUUGAAAAAAAUCUCUACAAUUAAGAAGAUAAUUUAUUAAAAACUGGCCUUUCCUACCUUGGUU